GGUAUUGGCGGCAGACGGUUUGAUGAAUCGUGAACGGAAGAAGAGUCAGUUCGAUUUUUGGCAGGCCAAAUUGUUUGUUUAUAGUUUACACAAACCCGAGGAGACAGGUGGUUCGGGAAAACUGAAACCUCAGCGACCAACCUGUCAUAACUUUUUAUAAGCGUCGUUUUACAAGACAGUGCAAUUCAUAGGAGCUGUGUACCAGCUUGUACUAAGAAGUUACCAUGUCACACUUAUGCACGAACUGGUUGCAGGCGGCUAGUUAAUUGCCUAUCUAAACCAAAGUGGCGUCCAGCAAAGUUUAUAAAUUGCAUUUUAGCUUAUGCGUUGGUGAUCAGGUGGUGAUGAAAGGUUUGUGAACAUUAAAAAAGAAAAUUACUUAAAAACAGUUUCGAGGGCCAUUCUACAUUAUAGGCCUACAACUGCCUUUCUAAAGUGUACCGUAAAAUGAGAUGGUGAUAUAUUACCUCAAAAGGGUAAUGGCAUGACAGCAGCAAGCUAAGGAUUGCAACUUACAAGUUGUCGAACUUCUCCCCUUGAGAACCUUUGCGUCAAACUGGGGUCUGGCACGACGACUGCCAAAUGACGUUCAUCCGAUGCGGUUUUGAAAGUUCAUCAUGUUUCCAACUAAAGAAAACGGGGGGAGGAAGGAUUCUCGAAAUAUUUCGUAAUGAACAGCCUUCUAAGCCGUCUAGGAAGUGGCACUGGCAGCGUCUUUUGCAUGAUAAUAAACUAUAGGCUUCCGGAAUUUCAGUGGAGGAUGAUUACGUCGCAUUUAUUAGGAUGGGAGUGAUGUCCAGUAAAUUAGCCUCUCACAAGACCAAAUCUAAAAAGAUCCAUAAGUGAAGGUCAUCUUCAAGGGAAAACUAAAUGGUUCCUCGGAGCAGCUCUCAAACCCCCAUCAAAAGAGGGCGUGAGAGGAGGCGACGGCUCAAGAGGUCAUUGAGUCAGUUGUAAAAGGCGUAUAUAGUCGACUUGUCUUUCAAAGAAGAAAAUGACGAAGCCUGGCGUGAAUGACGACGGGAGGUAUAAACUGUCAUCAAUAAUGAAUUUUGAAGGCUGAUCAGACCCUGACAGACGCUUCCCCCAAAAAAACGGCGCCACCAGGAAGACCAAUUUUUGGCGAUCUUUUCCUCGUAGAUGCGCAUCGCCCGCAUUCAUUCACACGGUCAGCGCUAGUCACGAACUUUCCUUGAAGGCGAGUUCAUCCCAACAUCUCCGCCGCUGGAGCAAAAAGCAUCACCCAAGGAGGAAGUUUAGGAGGAAACUGGGCGCCUUAAUGUAAAGGAAACUGAGGCGAUUCAGGCAAACAGCAGUAGGAGUCCGUCGUCUCUCAGCCCAGGAUCGUUCCCUGUGCUGUAGGUGGGUGUGAGAGCUCUGGCUGCCGCUUGCUUGGGAUAGGUGACUGGAGACAAGUUCAGGAAGCGACGAACGACGGCGUAGCAGUAUGGAGGCGGGAGGUGACCAAACUCUCAUCGACCUGACUUCCUUGGGAUGGGAAACGGCGACCCAGGUCAAGCGGGAGAAGACGGAGGAGAUGGACGAAGAGAUGGAACUGGAUGUGGAGGUCAAAGGCGUCGUCAAACAUGAGAUGAGGGAACCCUCCCAGGACACUUCCUUAUCUUGUCAGGUCUCGAGUUCGGCCUGCCAAGACUCCGACUCCGACGCAGAGGAUAACAAAAGAUGCGGAGUUUGUAACCGCGUCGCCAGGUGCAACCAUUUUGGGGCGAUCUGCUGUGACUCCUGCAAAGCCUUCUUUCGACGGAGCGUUCAGAGUCGGGUUUUCGACACGUUUUUCUGCCUGAAGGAAGGAAAAUGCGACGUCAACCAGAACAGGAAAUCCUGUCAAGCUUGCAGAUUUAAACGGUGUCAGAACAUUGGCAUGGAUACAUCUCUCGUGAUGAAUGAGCAGGAGAGGAAGGCCCUUAUGUCACGGAAACUCGAGAGAAGAAGAAAAAUGGCCAUAGAGCAUAAGCGUCGUGGUGCUCAGAGAUAUCUGAGCGGAAGACCUGAUCGUCUGCGACACGGUCUAAAUCCACACGGAAAUCUACAGCCCCACAGAAGUCCAUCUUACAAAGAUCAUGGCAAUGACGUUCAUCAUGCUUUAGAAUUUCUAUCUAUGGAAGACCAAGAGAAAAUAUCAGGACUUCGCAAACUACUUUUGCGAGCUCUCUCGUUGCCAGAAUUCCCGCAGCACUACUACGAGAAGAAUGCUGAUGUGCUUGAGCAUCUCUUCUUCGUCUUUUGCAAAAGCAUGGGGAAGUUUUUGGGUUCAGCCCCCGAACUCCGCGAACUGCAGAUCAACGAUCAGAGAAUUUUGCUGAAACCAGCAGUAGCGAGGGCUGCUUUCAUUUUUGGGACUCAUCAGUAUGACAGUGAAAGAGAAUGGUGGCCGAGAAGACAGUUUACACAUUCCUGCACAUUCCCAAAGAUAAUGCUUUCAUCUGUAGAAAAAUUCGUUGAUGAUGACACAACCAUGUGCAAAUGGAGGUUUUUCUUUCAGAAAUACUACUACUUAUACAGUGAUGAGAUAUUCAUGAUAUUAAGCCUUAUGGUGGCCCUUUUUGACCACGAAGACCCAAAUUUAGUUGGCACACUGGAAAUAGCCAGCAGAAAGAGGAAAUAUAUUCAUUUAUUAGAAAGGUAUAUGCAGCAGUACCAAGCACGCAUCCCUAUCACAAAUGCAAUGUCACACUUCUUGGAGUCUCUGGUAGAUCUGCAAGAAUUAGGGGAAUGUUUCCAAAAGCCCAGUGCUGGAGAGAACUUGGGAUCUACCACAAGGCAGAAAGAAUCAUUCAAGUUCUCGAGUUCUCUUGGUGACGGUGUGAAUCUUCCUCUGAAGAAAGCAUUGAACAAAAGAACGGCCUCCUUUUCUAAAGAAAGUGAGAGUGAUGAAGUCAUUAUUCUAGAUGAUGAUGAUGAUGAUGAUGCAGAUCUGAACUCACUAUCUGAGACAAAGCCUUGCAUCCCAAAUCAAAUCUUGAACUACCCAGUAAAGCAAGAGUAUGGGUACCCUGAAGUACAACAGUCAUCAUCUAACCAUGGAGUAAGUUCCUUAGGACUUAUUGCCGAUGAUAAGAUGCAUGAACUAGCAUUUAUGUGGCCUGACCCAGUAUCAUCUUCACAGAAACCUUUGAUACCCCAAUUCAUGCCACAGAACAGACUUUCUGAGCCACAAGGUGACCAGAACUACUCUAAACAAAAAGCAGAUCUAUUCCAAGAGAAGUUCCAGAGCAGAUCCGAGAACGACAGUGACGGUCACCUUUCCGAUCAAGUGACAUUGCAACCUUUGCCAAGAGGUACGUUAAAUGGUGACUUUAAAUCCCACCAGUCUUCUGGAGAAGAACUUUUCAAAGUUUUAUACAAAUCACUCCCUCCAAACCUUGCGGAACUUUGGGCGAAGAAGAUCUGUUGGACAACGAAAGAGCAUGUCUGAGGUCACUGGAAUUACUCUCCAUUUCUCUACUCUUUUCUGUCUUUAGUUUUAGUCAAGCAUUCGUCAUAAAAGCUGGAAAUAUAAAAGUUUAAACAAAAUGAGAUUGUUUUACUGUAAACAGAA
Macrobrachium nipponense is the source of this 3559-nucleotide messenger RNA. RefSeq names its product vitamin D3 receptor B-like. NCBI's taxonomy places the organism in Eukaryota, Metazoa, Arthropoda, Malacostraca, Decapoda, Palaemonidae. The record is from RefSeq and is a predicted model, not a curated record. Bases 1448 to 3436 code for a protein of 662 amino acids. The transcript is spliced from 5 exons. Gene Ontology annotation, molecular function: RNA polymerase II cis-regulatory region sequence-specific DNA binding; nuclear receptor activity; zinc ion binding. Gene Ontology annotation, biological process: positive regulation of transcription by RNA polymerase II; cell differentiation; negative regulation of transcription by RNA polymerase II.